This is a messenger RNA of Schistocerca americana (American grasshopper), 3041 nucleotides long. It is a transcript of the gene Trp1, whose product is annotated as translocation protein SEC62. The record is from RefSeq and is a predicted model, not a curated record. Gene Ontology annotation, cellular component: endoplasmic reticulum membrane; endoplasmic reticulum. The coding region runs from base 114 to 1217 and encodes 367 amino acids. The transcript is spliced from 8 exons. Gene Ontology annotation, biological process: post-translational protein targeting to membrane, translocation. Lineage: Eukaryota; Metazoa; Arthropoda; Insecta; Orthoptera; Acrididae.
AAAGUAAGAAUUCGGUUUAAAAAAUUUUCUUAUGAUCAUAUAUUAUCUCAAUUAAUGUUACGUGCUUCACUUAAAAUUGGUGAAUUCUUGACUACUGUGGUAGUUGUCAAAAAAUGGCUGAGAAGAGGAAGGGAAAGAAACGAAAGGAGGAGCUCCCGGAAGAUGAACCAGAGAAACCAUCAAAGGAAGAAUAUGCAUUAGCAAAAUGGCUGCGCAAGAAUGUGCCUACGAAGAAAACAAAGUUUUUAAACCACAAUGUAGAAUACUUUACAGCUGUGAAAGCAGUAGACGCAGUGAUGGCUUCACAUUGGGUAUUGGCCAAAGAAGGAGAGGAAGCAUUCUUUUCUUCCAGGAUUGAUGUAGUUGAGUUUCUAGACAGAAUGUUGAGGCAUAAGUUCUUUCACCGAGCCAAGAAGAUCCCAGUAAGUGAACAAGAACUGAAAGCAAAAUUGAAAAAAAAGGACAAAGAUCGUAAGAAAGAUGGUGAUGAUAAGCGUAAAAAGGAUGAUGAAAAAUGUGAGGAUGCUGAAAGUAGUCAUGCUGAAGGAGAAAAAAAGGAUGAAAAGUCUGCUUCUCAGGAGGACAAAGAAAAAAAGAAGAGAAAGAUCCGCCUUGAAAUGCACUUAGACCAGCUCUUUGUUGAUGGAUUGGAUGCAUAUGUUUGGAUCUAUGACCCGAUUCCAGUGUAUUACUGGUUUUUUGGCACAUUGCUAGUGCUUGGUGCUAUUGCUAUCUGCUUAUUUCCUUUGUGGCCACCAUCUGUAAGGAAGGGUGUCUACUACCUUAGUGUUGCAGCAGCUGGAUUUUUAGUUUUUAUCAUAGCACUGGCAGUUUUGAGACUGAUUGUCUUUUGUCUGCUCUGGGCACUUACUCUUGGCAAACAUCAUCUUUGGUUAUUACCAAACCUAACUGAAGAUGUUGGUUUUCUGGCAUCAUUCUGGCCCUUGUAUCAGUAUGAAUAUAAGGGAGGAGAAUCAAAGGGGAAGAAAAAAUCAAAGAAGAAGAAGGACAAGGACUCUGACAAUGAAGAUGAGAAGCAAGAUGAUGAUCCUGAAUCGAAAGAGGAAUCUACAAAAGCAGAUAAUGAGGGAAGGCUUGCAGCAUCAGAUGAUGCAGAAAAAGAAGCUGAAAAUUCUGAAAGUGAGUCAGAAAGUAGCCAGAAAUCUCAAACAGGUAAAGAUUUUGAGAUGGUAGAGAGAGAAGAAGUAGAGUCUUAACAACAGAAUAUUUGUUAAUAAGUUUGCAUAAAAAAUCUGUUGGAAGGCUGAAAUAUCAGCACAGCCUGCAGUAAAGUUACUUUCACAAUUUCUGUCAGUUGUUUUGUAAACUAUAAACAGAAUCAUCUUGUAAGGUAAUUAACUGCUGAAAUAUAGCACAUUCAGAUGUUCUGGAUAUAUUUUGGCCAAGUGGAAAACUUUGUGUAUGGAAUCAUGGAAAGUGUAUUAGUUCAGGAGCUUGCCACUUUUUUGUCACAUUGUUUGCACUUAAACUUUCAAAUAUUGAAAUGCAGUACACAGGAUAACUAUAUUUGAAACAUCUGCAUUUUAUUAAUAAAACAGUUAUUUCAUUACAUGUCGCAUAUAUUUAUUUGCUAGCCACUCAGGACAGAGCUAGUUUCAUUGGCAGUAUUGUUAAUAUGAGUGGUCCUCUUAUAUAAACUUGUUGUUGUAGUAAGCAAUGUUUUAGUUAAUGGAGUUUCUUCUUUCUCAGUGAAAUCAUUAUUUUUAUGUAUUUCCUUGAUGCAAAGCUGCAGAAUCAUAUCUAGAGAAAUGAACACGUAAUUGAAAGUGUUUAUUUAAAACAUGAUCAUCAUGAACACACAAAAAUAUGGGAAUAGGUUGUAUUAUUGUGUACUGAGAUUUCAUGACUGAGGGUGCUGAUUUCUGAAAUUGUUGUGUGUCCUCUCGUGUAAACCUGUGAAAUACAUACGGUGGUGAGAAAGUCUCAUAUUAAACAACUGUUAUUAUUAUUAUUAUUAUUAUUUACUGUACAAGACAAAUGUUUGCUGUAUAAAUAAACAGUGUUAGCUUCUAUCUCACCGUGGGUGCAGGUGUUGGAGAGAGAAAUUCGCUACAUUACUGUAAUAUGAAGAAUAAAAAAAAAUUGGUGGUGACAUAGUGAAUAUGUAUAUAACUGUUUUGAGCUCUACACAAAUCCUAAUCAUUCCAAGUGCAUUUCAUUUUUUUUUUUUCUCCUCAAUUUCCCCUAGCACGAAGUUUUAAAUACACAUUUUACUGUGAAUUUUAUGAAUGAUAUGCAUUACUCUCAGAGUACACUAUGUCAUAAGAGAAACUGCACAGAACAUUAAGAAAUUUGUAUGCAAGCUUGUAAGCUCUGUGUUUUUGUAUUCAGUGACGUUAUUUUCCAGUGGUUCAUUUCAUUGUGAUAUGACGUACAAAAUAGUACAGUAUACUGCCUUUAUUUUCUGCAAUUGGGUCCAAAAUGCUGAAAAAUCUACGCAGAUCUGAAUUUCAUUUGUCUGGUUAUAUUCAUUCCAGUUGGCAUUGUGCUGUUAUAUUCUGUAAGUUCAAUGGAGCUGGGUUUUAUUAUCAGUUAACAUUAUCCUGUUAAUUCUUUUCAGAUUGUACAUUAUAUGGUGUAUAUGGCAGAUGUAUUUUUAUUUUUUGAGUAAUUUACAUUGCUAUUGUGUCAUGCCAUGUUGUACUCCAUUAUUUCUUUGAAACAUUCAAAUUAAAGUCAUAGUUGGUCAAAAAUUAAUGACUGUUAUGUUUUUGGUGCUUGUAGCAUCUGUGUAGUACUUAAAAUGCUAGAAAGAACGCAUUAUAUCCUAACUUAAUUUUGCUACUUACGAUGUGUCAUUUACUGUGGGAAUUUUAACUUCUAUUUAACAGCUUAGCGAAAUAGUGCCAGCAAAUGCAAUGUUACUUUUCAAUUAAAUAAAUUUAUUGCGAUAGCCACCUGAUUUAUAUUAUGUUUACCAAAAAGAUACAAUGUAUUUUACUUAUAUGAAACUUUGUAUUAUUUAAGCCAUUUUCUUAUAGUGGAAAUGAAAAUUUCUCAGUAAAGCUUGUCAUUUCAUA